GUCAAAGUUCAAAACUGAAACGCAGCACGAGAAAGACCUGGCACAAUGUUGAGUCCACUGCACCUGUUCUACUGUGCAAGUCUGGUUGGUUUAUCCGCCAUUUCAGGCUUGUUGUUGUUGCUGUACCACUGUGCACCUGUCCUGUACUACCUGUGCACGGGGAUACUGCUGGGUUCAGUGGGAUACUGUCUGGUUCUGUACUUGGCGCCGAAGAGCAAAGUGAGUGGCGACGGCAAAGCUGUCUUCAUUACAGGCUGUGACAGUGGGUUCGGGUUUAAGCUGGCCAAACGCCUGGACUCGCUGGGCUUCACGGUGUUUGCUGGCUGUCUGCUGGCAGACAGUGGCGGGGAGGGGUCGAAGAAACUGCGGGCGGAGUGCUCGAGCAGGCUGAGUACUGUUCAGAUAGACGUGACUGAUGAUGGACAGGUGCAGGCCGCUGUACAACAGGUCAAAGAUCGACUGCCGACGGGGUCAAAGGGGCUCUACGCACUGGUGAACAAUGCAGGAAUCUGGCAGCCAGGUGAGGUGGAGUGGGCUAGCAUCGCCGCCUACCGACGUGUGAUGGAAGUGAACGCCUUCGGCCCAGUGCGGGUCACCAAGGCGUUCUUGCCGUUGAUUCGCCGAGCAAAAGGCCGAGUUGUGAACAUCACCAGUGAGGCAGGGCUCCACUCAGCCCCGGGAACUUCCCCGUACAGCAUGACCAAAGCCACUGUGGAAUUCUUCUCCGACGCCUUAAGGCAUGAGAUGCACAAAUGGGGUGUGAAAGUCGUGAUCGUGGAACCUGCUAGUUUCGGGCCGUCCACUGGUAUCACUGUGCCCGCUGUCUUCAACAAGCUAGCUACGGACCUGUGGGCCAAUAUGGAAGAGGACGUGAAGAAGGACUACGGAAAAGAGUACUUUGACUACCAUAUCGAGCGGCUCCGGGCCUGCACACAGGGAGAACGCAAGGACAACACACCUGUCAUAGACGUACGUCCGUAA
Branchiostoma belcheri (Belcher's lancelet) is the source of this 981-nucleotide messenger RNA. Its product is annotated as D-beta-hydroxybutyrate dehydrogenase, mitochondrial-like. The transcript is spliced from 6 exons. Lineage: Eukaryota; Metazoa; Chordata; Leptocardii; Amphioxiformes; Branchiostomatidae. The record is from RefSeq and is a predicted model, not a curated record. The coding region runs from base 46 to 981 and encodes 311 amino acids.